Aureobasidium vineae is the source of this 2001-nucleotide messenger RNA. Lineage: Eukaryota; Fungi; Ascomycota; Dothideomycetes; Dothideales; Saccotheciaceae. The record is from the annotation of a GenBank genome assembly.
AUGUUCAAGAAGAAGCCGACAGUCAAGCCUCUGGCGCCUUUACGUUCGUCGGACCGCCGCAAGACAGCCGACAGCAUCAUCGCCGAGUAUGGCCUGCAACCAAAAGCCCAGGACGACACCAAGGUCGAGGACAAAGCAGCCGCCACGCAAGAAACAACAGCGCUGAGAAACGCCCUGCUGCCCGAUGGCGUCCAGACCGCACGAUUCACCACCACUCAUGGUCCCGACCUCAAACAUGUCUCUGGCACCGUCUAUGUUGGAGCAUACCCUGGAGAUGAUGCCCGAGUACUAUGGUUCAAGAUUGAGGAUCGCAUGUAUCCCACAGUAUACACGCUCUGGAAACAACCCGGCAUCGUACCUCUGUUGCACACACCCGGCUUUGUCGUCCAGAAGCUGCAAGGCGGUGCGGAUCUCAUGACUCCAGGCCUGGCCAAUGGUCCUCCCUUCCACCCAAAGGCCAUCAAAGGUGCUGUUGUCGCUAUCGCAAGCCUUGAACAGCCUUCGGUACCUGUCGCUGUUGGUGCUUGUCUGAUCGAUGUCGGCUCGCUUGAUGUUGUCCAAGGUUCUCGUGGCCAUGCUGUGCAGACGAUGCACUGGGCUGGCGACGAGAUCUGGUCCUACAGUAAUACAAACAAGCCUGGCAUCAACCCUCCGGAGUCUAUUGAAGGCUGGCUUGCAAGCAAAGACGAUGAGGAAAAGCUGGCCGAGCAGGCUGCCGACCUAAACAUCGACNGAAGACGAGGAAGAACAAGGGGUGUCAACUUGGACAAGUCUCCUUCAGACCAGCCUGACCCAUCAGAAGGCCUGGAAGAGGAUGCUCCCGCAGAUGAAGGUCUUGUCGAGAAGGUUGAUGUCCAAGAAAUGACCAUCAGGGGUACGCCAGUUCUCUAUGGCCUCCUUGUCAAGAAUGUGCUAACGAUAACCANNGAAAUUGAUGACGCUUUCCGCAAAGCCUUCAUCUACGGCGUACAUCACCACAAGGAGACCAACUCCAGCCAACCAAACUUCGGCCUCGAGUACCCCUUGACUCAAUCAUUCGUCAUGUCCAAUCUCGUCCAACCUUUUCUUCCUGCCUACACGCCAGAACAAGCAAACUCGCUACAAAUCAAANAGUCGAGCUACAAGAAUAUCAAAAAGUUCAUCAAAUCGCUAGACAAGGCAAAGAUUGUCAAGACAAAAGAGAGGGACCAACACGAGACCGUCAUCCUCGACAUUGACUUCAACGACGCUGCUAUUGUCGACUUCAAGCCCUACCGUCUACCUAAGAAGGAAACAGCAGCCGGCACAAGUCUCGGCCGCGGCGCCAAAGCAACAACCGAAAUCGACACAGCCGAUGGUUCAAUCGGCCAAAAACUCGAAAAGCAACAAUACUACAAGCUAAAAGACAGACUGCUGCCUCUCUUCGAGUCAGCAGACGCAUCUUCUCAAUCGCUCUUUACAGCCGCAGAGAUCAAACCCAUCAUGACCGCCUACAUCGAGUCAGAAAACCUUGUCAACCCAAAGAACAAACGCCUCAUCACCCUCAACCCUACCCUAGCGAAUGCCGUCUUCGAUGGCUCAACUCCUCUGGAUAAGGAAGUCCUUGCCAAAGGUUCCGUCCCCAGAGACGCCCUCACCGAACGCAUCCUCCAAGCCUGCACGCCCCACUACGCCAUCGUCCGCACCUCCCCUUCCUCCAUUCCAACACCGAAGCCCAAAUCCGGCGCAGCACCAAAGAUCAAAGUCACCCUCGAAACACGCUCGGGCAACAAGACCGUGACCAAAGUCUCGGGAGUGGAAGCUUACUUCAUACCUCCCNAGCCGCUGGCCGACGAAUUAAGGAAGAUGUGUGCGGGCAGUAGUAGUGUUGAGCAGUUGCAUGGAAGCAGCCCCAAAGCUCCUGUAAUGGAGAUCAUGAUUCAAGGGCCACAGAAGGAUGCUGUCAUGAAGGCGUUGGAGAAGAGAGGUGUAAGAUCUGCGUGGGUAGAAUAUCUGGACAAGACCAAGGGAAAGAAGAAGUAG